Messenger RNA from Hirundo rustica (Barn swallow), 6371 nucleotides. RefSeq names its product unc-119 lipid binding chaperone (gene UNC119). Gene Ontology annotation, molecular function: lipid binding. Gene Ontology annotation, biological process: lipoprotein transport; positive regulation of protein tyrosine kinase activity; negative regulation of caveolin-mediated endocytosis. The record is from RefSeq and is a predicted model, not a curated record. The transcript has 5 exons. The coding region runs from base 15 to 635 and encodes 206 amino acids. Gene Ontology annotation, cellular component: spindle pole; spindle midzone; intercellular bridge. NCBI's taxonomy places the organism in Eukaryota, Metazoa, Chordata, Aves, Passeriformes, Hirundinidae.
GCGGCGGCGGGGCCAUGAAGGUGAAGAAGAGCGGCGGGGCCGGGGCGGCGGCGGCCAGGACCGAGGAGGAGCUGGGCCGAAAGGCGCUCAUCGGGCCCGACGACGUGCUGGGGCUGCAGCGGGUCACCAGCGAUUAUUUGUGCACUCCAGAGGAAAAUGUUUACAAGAUAGACUUCACCAGGUUCAAAAUCCGGGACAUGGAGUCUGGCACGGUCUUGUUUGAAAUCACCAAGCCAGCAGCUUCAGAGCGGGAGCACAAUGACAGGAAGGACGUGGACCCCAACGCCGGCCGCUUCGUGCGCUAUCAGUUCACCCCGGCCUUUCUCAGACUGCGGCAAGUGGGAGCCACGGUGGAAUUCACAGUAGGGGACAAACCCAUUAAUAAUUUCCGUAUGAUUGAGAGGCACUACUUCCGUGACCAGCUGCUGAAAAGUUUUGAUUUUGAAUUUGGCUUCUGCAUCCCCAGCAGUAAAAAUACUUGUGAGCACAUCUAUGAAUUCCCCCAGCUCUCGGAGGAUCUCAUUCGAGAGAUGAUCCUGCAUCCCUACGAGACACAGUCGGACAGUUUCUACUUUGUAGACAACAAGCUGGUGAUGCACAACAAGGCAGAUUAUUCAUACAGUGGAGGACCUUGAGCGUGGGCUGGACGGCCCCAGCUGCGCUGGCCUCCCCUUCCCUCUGGAAGUCGUCAGGGAUCCCAACACCUCCAGCUCCGCUGCCUGCAAUGUCACCUGGACAAGGACCCACCAACCAAGGACUCUUUGCCUCAGUAGGAGUUUCAUGACAUCUCUUUUGAGCUUUGAAGCAGUCCUCCAGAAGUUUUAAGCUAAAAUGAUCUUUGGAUACCACUUCCCUAAGUUCGUAAAAGCGUCUGCUUUGAAAAUGGCCUUGUGGGACCUGAGGGGUUUUGCCCUAAUUCUGUGAAGUUAUGUUCUUGCCCUCGAGUAUCUUUUAGGAUCGCUUUCCCAAAGAAUGUAAUCAGAGAAACCAUGGGAGUGGAUGGAUGCAAAGGCAGAGGUUUGGGUGGUUGUUUCUCUUUGUGAAUGCUUCAAAGGCCAAUUUAACUUGUCCAGCCUGUUGAAAAUAUCGAGCAAAACAUCUCACAGAGGCAAGUUUCAUCUUCAGAUUGGCUGUCUCCAUGAGUAUUUCAUCCUUUAGUUUCCAUCCUUUGGUAUAAUGUUCUGUUUAACCUUGGAAGCACCAAAACCUGCAAUGAGGAGCAGUGGUUCUGUGACAGAGCGGUGUUAAUUGGGUGUUUUUACAUUUACAUUCCCUUUACAUUUCAGAUGAAGGUAGAAUGGCACCGUGGGUCUAUGAACCUCCAUAAGUACAUUCCAUUCAUUUCAGGUUUUUUGCAGAAUAUUCGGGGAAAACAGAAGGAUUCUUGCUUUAUUCCACAGUCAGCCUUUUCAUGCCACACAUUUCCCAUGUCUACUUUCUUUCAUCUCUGCUCGAUACCAAGAUAAGGACUUCAGCACUGCUUGUCAGACCAACGUUUUAAUUGUCUAGGGCAGCUGGGGAGUGUGGAAUUUCCAAUUUUCUACUUGCAUCUGCAUUUAGAGGAGGUUAAGACAGCAUUUCCCCUUUGUUAAAAACGUUUCUCAUCAGAUAGUAAUACAGGUGAAACUAAACCUAAUAAUCGACAACUUUAACACGCAGCAAAAAAAUUUAGCACAAGUUCUCUCUUCAGACUCUGGGAGAUGUUUAACACCAAUUUAGCCCAAGAAAUAGCAACACCAAGAAUAAACUAGUGUGGGGUGACCUGUUGUCAUGAAACCCUUACUCUGAAGGUCAGUUCGCUGAUACUAAAAAAAAAAAAAAAAAACCCAAACAAAAAAACCAACAAAAAUAAAAGACAGUUGCAGUCUGUAGAUAUUUCUAUAAAUACUUGAUGUCUCCAUGUCUGUUUCUGUGAGUUGAAGUGGAACAUUCUAUGUUAGCUUCAGAUAGGUGUAAUAAUUGUAAUAAUUUUUAUAAAAAUCCCAUUUCCAGUCGUGAUGAGCAUCUCUGUAGUCGCAGCCUACGUCAGACAGGACCACAAAAAAUUCCAAGCGUAGCCUAAGGACAGGGAGGUUUUUGUGCUCUUGUUGAGGUUGUGGUCACUUUUCGAUGUGUCACCAUUUGUAUUUGGCUUGGCUUUAUUGACUGCUGAGACAGGAGGCAGUUUGUUGCUUUUUUUUUUUUUUUUUUUUUAAAAACACGGUGAUUUUAGGUUACAGCUCAGUUUUUAUUAAGCUUGGUAGCUACAAAAGUGUGUCAAGUUCACUGAUUUUACACAAGUAGUAGCUUGUAGUAAUUCUUAGCACGGUGAGACUUGUAUUUAUCACUAUUUUUUGUCUCUAGUGUGUUAAAUCAUACAAGUAGCCUACAGCUGACUGAUCAGUUUGAGGGAUACAAAGGAUUUCCUCAUUAUUUGUGCAGUACCUUGAGCUACUGACCAUUAUAGCACAAUAAUUACUAAAGAUAAAAAUAGUUUCAAAAAUGGUUUCAUUCCUCCCCCACCUUUUUUUUUGUUUUUGUUUUUAAUCAGGGCUGUUAAAUCAUACAUCCAAUGACAUUUUGCAAGUUUUAAGUAUUUCUGGGUUUUGUUUCAAUUUGCAGGAGAAAAAAAUGUUAAUUUAAAGACAAAAUAGAGUGUAUGUUAAUAAUUACCAUCCUGUACAGGGUUUUGGGGGGAUUAUUUUUUCACCUGUUGUUCAUAACAGUCACUUCUGUGCAUAAGAUUUUUCAAAGACUUUUAGGAAUGGAAUUUGCCCAGAAUUGCCAGUCAUCUAUUUAAUAGGUUGUGAUGAGAUCAAUUAUACUUUGGUGUGGACUCUUGGGUCAUUUGAUGGAGUUUCCUCUGAAACAGUCAUGUUCUGCUCCUUUUUUAUGCUAUCUCCUUUCAAGACUUACAAAAAAAAGAAGUAAUUCCAUAAAAAUUUUACUGGAAUCAAAGGAAAUUUGAGUGGUAGAUAUGCCCCUUAUAAGAGAACCAAGAGAAAGUCGCCGUGUUCCCAGGGGUGCAGAGUGUGGAUGGAAUUUCUGACAUUUUUCUAGGGUAGGUUUGAGGUUAAACACAAGAGGAUGAAUUAUCAGCUGCUCCUCUCCUGAAAUCUUUUAUAAUUCAGAUUAUAUAUGUAAUAAUUCCAGCCUCACAGAAAAUAUAGUGUGAAUCAUACGGGAGAUACUACACGAUAUUACACCGAGUUUGUUGGCUGAUAUUAGGAAUAUUUUAAGCCAGGAAUAAAGAUUGGACAUUUUCAAUAAAAUCAAUUUCAACCAAUUUUAGCUUUAGCUUUUCAGUUGGGACAAUUUUACUGUUAUUAAAAAUCCCCAGAGUUUGCCACAAGUAACAAAUUCAGAUCCCUAAACCAAGGCAAACGGCAGAACUUUCUGUGGGGAUUGCAAUGAAGGUGCUUUGUUCUGUGUCCCACUGAGGCAGUUUAUCCCUGUUAUCUCUCUGUUUCCCUUGGGAGCUCUUUGUUAGCAUUUCCUCAAGGUCACCCACAUCCACAAUCUUUACAAACACGUGGGAAUCACUGUCCAGGAGAGAGGUUCUGGUCCUUUCCCACCUGCUCGUGCAGCAGCAUUAUGUGUGGUGUUGACAUGAGACACAAGCAGCACUGAAAGAAUGUUUCUGCAAAAAACUUCGGCUGUAGAAUUGCUGUUUUAAUGCUGCUUCUCUCUUAGUUUUGUUUAAAAACCGCCGUCAAAAUUUCGCGUUAAAGACCAAACUUUGUGCGGCACCCACUAAUUUCAACUUCCUUCUGAAAGGAAGCCGAGUUUGCUGCCCCGUUGUGAAAGCCACAUUUUUUCCCCCUUAAAUUGGCAGCUGAUUCUUAUUAUAAACCAGUUGAGAAUGAAGUCUUAGCAGCAUUGUUCACAGAAGAAUUUGUUAAUCUUCUUGGCUAGCUAUUAUUUUGUAUUUUAACAUUCAUCAUUAUUGGGUUUACUUUGGAAGUUCAUUGCCAAAUUACCAAAUAUUGGCUCUGGGAUAAAAAGAAUUGUAUUUUCUUCCUUGAUCUCAUUUUAUACAUGACUUUAAUUAGCACUACAGCUCUGUUUUAACAAGCCAGCCUGGCAGUUUGGGAUCUGAUUUUCUGAAAGUGAAAGAAAACAUCCAAGAGCUAACCAAGAUUACCUGCUAAUAAUGCCCGGCUGUUUCCUGUCAUAAAACAGGAUUAAGUGUGUGCUUUACACAGUGACUUAAUCCUGAAAAAAGGAACUAAGUCUCUCUGAGUGCUAAUAGUGACAUAAUUUUUCUGAGAGACAGGGAAAUUACAGCUCAACACAUUCUUUCAGGGAAAUUAUAAUUUGACAUGUAUUUUCACUUUGUCAAUCUUGGAUUCCUUUAGUAGUCAGGGUUUUUAAGAAAAGCAGCAAUACAUUUGUGGUGAGCUGCAUGCUCUAAUAACUCACACUUCCGUGGCAGGGAGAGAAGAUCCAUUUCUUUUUAGAAUUAACACAUCAGCUGUGGUUGAAAAAUCCAGAAACUUUGCUCUCAGUUCAGCGGCAAAAGCCAAAAUUGUUUCUGUGAAUUAUCCGUUACGUGGUGACAUUUCUGAAUGUUCCACCCUUCCUGACUCAGAAGAAUCUAUUUAUUUAUUUAUUUUAAUGUAGAAAGUCUCUCCAGGGUUGAAAACAAUCUGCUGGGGUUUAGUUCUUGCUCAUAAAUCUCUCUCUAUGUCUUGAUUUUUUUUUUUUUUUUUUUUUUUUUUCUGAGCAGGUCGGUAAGAUGCUCUAUUUUCCACCUCUGUCCUCUGAGUUUUAUUCCAAAAUCUUGCGUUGUGUCACAGUGGUGGCUGGCUGUGUGUGAAACAUGCAGGCUACCAACUUCCAAAUCCCUUCAGUUUGAGGAAAAAAACCUGUUAAAGUAUAUUGAGAAUUAUCCUACAUAUCGACCCAUAAAAAAGAAACCCCAGUCUUCAUGACAAAAGUUAAAGGGAACUCUUAGUCAUGCAAAGACUGGGGCUGUUUAAGGUAAGGAAACGCUAAUACCCAACUGUCAUAUUUAAUAAGUAUUAUAAAAAUGCUCUAUUAAUUAUUCAUUACCUGGAAAAGAUGGUUAACAGCUCAGUUUUAAUUAGAUCUGGUUAGGAAGGAAACCAUAGGAAUCAUGGCUGUCGUUUGGGGCUGUGGGGCAGCAGCUGGAAACGUGUGUAUGGCACAAAUUUUGGGCAGGUUUGUGUGCAUUUAGGGGGGAAAGGUGAGGGGAAGGAGGACAAGGACAGAAAAAAGAAUUAAUUUCAGCUGUUUGGACCCAAGAGCUUCAAGGCCAUGGUGACUGACUCAAUUUUCUCUUGAGUUUGAGGCAGCUGGGAGCUCCUGCUCAUGGUUCUUCUCUCUACCCCCAGCGUGAACACUGCCUGAAUUUAUAGAGGCUUUUCAGUGUUGAUGUGAAAUACCAUAGAGAGUUCAUAUCAUUUAAUCUACGUGGAAAUUCCCGAUUUAUUUGAGGGGUGUGAUGCUCCAGGUCUCACCUCGCAGCUCAGUUGUUCUCCCCAUCACUGGUCAGUGGGUGAAAUGGUGUUUGUGUGUCUGCAGCCCCCCCCAAACCCCCUGCACUCCUGCCUGCUCUGGUGUCUGCUUGUGUCUUAAUGCACCCAGCAAACCUGUUUGAAUGUGACUGUUUUGUUUUGUUUUCUGUUUUUUUCUUUUUUUUUUCCUUGGCAUAGAAACAGAAUUGUCUGUAUUAAAAUGUAUUUAUAAAAAAAUAUAUAUAUAUCUAUUUUUUGUGGAAGGAAAGUAGGAUUCUGGUUACUAUACCACUGGGAAAACGUUAGGAGCAUUUUUACCGAGUUAAUUUCGAAUUCUUUGUACCUUGGUAGUGAUUUGUUUGCUAGGAGAACACCCACUGUGGCCCAUCCUGUGGCAAUGCAAUGCACUGUCAUGCAGAGAAUCUGGUUUUCAGAAGACUGGGAGUCUUUUGUUUCCUUUUUGGGACAGGAGGGAACUGAGGAAAUCACCAGGAAUAGAAGGAACCUUGGCACGGAAUCCGUUCUGUGGCUUUGGCUUCAGCCUGUUUGACUUUUUGCAGAUUAAGUAGAGAGAGAGAGAGAGAGAAAAGUUUGAGACUUCAGGAUAGGGAGAAAAAAAAAAAAAAAAAAAGAAAAUUAGAUGCUCUAAUUUAGUCUUCCUGUAGGAGAAGGAGAGUCCUUAAAUUAAUUUAUACAAGGUUUAAAUGGGGACUGCACUUGCUUCAAUUGAUUUAAUAUUGGCAGCUUAGUCAUUGAUGUGCAUCCUAGGGAAUAUGCUUAACUUUUUCCAUUACCUUGGAAAAUGGUUCAAAGACAUGUCACUUCCAUUAGCAAGUGUUUCUUCUCCUGUAACAAAUUGCAAAAUGUUAAAAAAAAAAAAAAAGAGAAAUAAAUUAUUGAUCCUAGAAACAA